Messenger RNA from Carica papaya (papaya), 1925 nucleotides. It is a transcript of the gene GTE6, whose product is annotated as general transcription factor group E6. The record is from RefSeq and is a predicted model, not a curated record. Gene Ontology annotation, molecular function: protein binding. NCBI's taxonomy places the organism in Eukaryota, Viridiplantae, Streptophyta, Magnoliopsida, Brassicales, Caricaceae.
AAGAACAGAGAAGCCGUUUGGCACGAUAGGAGGAGGAGAUCAAGGUACAGAGGAGGCGCUUUUGGAAGAAGCACAGAAAAGGCGUGGCUGAAACUCUGAAGCAGAAGAGACAACCGAGGAAGAGGGAAGAGCCGAGAGCUUCGGUUUUGUGAACAGCUUCUGGCUUUGAAUAGGACUUCUGGUUCUUUGGAUGAGAAAAAAAAAAGUAAAAAAACUCCAUUAGAUGAGAAAGAGCUCCCGUUGAGAAGCAAAUCAGAGGGGGAACCUCUUCUUCUUCCUCUCUGUGAAAUCAGAGAGAGAGAGAGAGAGAGCCAGCAAAGAGAGAAGAAGUAAAAUUUUGAAGGGUGUAGAGAGGGUACUGUGCUGUUGCGGGCUUUAACAAAAGGAUGGAGAAAAUGCCCGCAUCAGCUCGGAAUCUUGAAGGGUUUAUAAAUGGAAAGUGCAAUGAUGAUUCUUCGGAGAUGGAUAAUUUUAGGCAUCACGUUGAUGAUAUUUUCCAGAAGGUUGAUAAGCUUGAGCAAAGAGUAAAUGAAGUGGAGAAGUUUUUUUUGAAUAUAAAUAAAAAGCAACUGACAAGUUCAAGAGGUAGUUCAGCUGGGAAGGAUAAAGAUAAGAAGAGAAACAUUCCUAGCAUUAGGAAGCAGCAGCAAGAUGCCUCGCAUAGGGAAGCAGCUGCUGCAAAGAGGAUGCAAGAGCUCAUGCGCCAAUUUGGCACAAUAUUGCGUCAGAUCUCACAGCAUUCAUUGGCACAUCCCUUUCUGCAUCCUGUAGAUGUGGAAAGUCUUGGUUUAGAUGACUAUUACGAGGUUAUUGAAAAGCCCAUGGACUUCAGUACCAUAAAAAAUCAGAUGGAGGCAAAGGACGGUACCGGAUAUAAACACGUUCGAGAAAUAUGUGCUGAUGUGAGACUAGUGUUUAAGAAUGCAAUGAAAUAUAAUGAUGAAAAAGACAGGGUUCAUAAGAUGGCCAAAACUUUGCUGGGAAAAUUUGAGGAGAAAUGGAUGAAACUUCUGCCAAAAGUCAUGGAAGAGGAAAAAAGACGAGAAGAGGAAGAAACCCAGGCAAAGUUGGAUAUGCAGCUUGCUCAAGAGGCUGCUCAUGCCAAAAUGGCUAGAGAUAUAAGUAACGAGCUUUUUGAGGUUGAUAUGCGACUGGAAGAACUGAGAGAAAUGGUUGUCCAAAAGUGCAGAAAAGUUUCGACUGAAGAGAAAAGAAAUCUUGGGGCUGAUCUUACUCAAUUGUCUCCGGAGGAUCUUACUAGGGCAUUAGAAAUUGUUGCUCAGAGUAACCCUGGUUUUCAAGCAAGAGCUGAAGAAGUGGACCUUGACAUUGAUGCUCUGAGCGAAUCCACGCUAUGGAGAUUGAUGAUUUUUGUGAAGGAUGCUUUGGAAGUUGGAAAGAAGAAUGCUGCAGGCACGGGCGACAACGGUAUCAAAGACAAACAAAAUAACCACGUCAAUGGUAAGAAGCGAAAGAAAGAGAUUUCUAAUGCUAUCAUCAAAACUGCUAAGAAGAAGAGUAAGAAGCCCUCUUGAUCAAAUCAGUCUGCUAGUAAAUGCAUUUCAGUUCUGAUGAAUCCUUGAUUGCAUUUUUAUUAAGCAAUUCUGCGGGAAGCAUUGCCUGGAACUUGUAAUAAGUCUGCAAGAAUGCCUAUGAAGGUUAGCAACUUCAGUUAACAAAUUUGCCCUGAUAUACAUGCUAUUUAGUUACUACGACCAAACUAAUCUUUUUGAGUUGAACGAUUCUACUAUCUGCAUGGCUAGCACAUGUAUAAAUAGUUCUCUUGAGCUUUCAAGUCCCUUUUUAGGUUGGUUUUUCUGAAUUUGCAACAGGUGUAAGGUUUGGCUUCUCUUUCAAGUCCCUCAUUCUUGGGUUGUUUAACACUUUGUUUGGUUUGAUAUAUAAAUCUUAUAAUGUUAUCUCAA